GCUGGGGACGUGUGGCCGCUUUUUAUCGUUCUUUUCAUUUUAAUUAAUUAUUAUUAAUAAUAAUUUGAUUUUUAAUUAUUUAUUUUAACCUUUCCUUCCCCCCAUCCGGGGAUACGGGGAUGGGGGCCCGCGACCUGCCCCCGUUCCCCCUCCCCGGAGGCCGCUACCAGCGGUAGGUGCCCCCCAACCCGCUAUGGGGCAGGGUGCUGUGGGGCUGGCUGGGGUGCUGGGCUUGGCCGGGGUGCUGGGACUCGCCGGGGCGCAGCCGGCCGGCCCCCCCCCGCUGCUGCUGGACCCGGGGCGCACGGUCCCGCCCGGGGGGGAAGCGCAGAGCCACGGCCGGGACCUGGAUUGCUGGGAGGUGCGGAAACACAACAGCUCGGAGUGGUGCCGCUUCAUCCGGAGCAACCCCGACUGCCGGCUGGACGGCGGCUUCCUCAACUACCUGGAGGGGGUGUUCUGCACCUUCCCCCCCCGGCUGCUGCCCCUCGCCGUCACCCUCUAUGCUCUCUGGCUCCUGUACCUGUUCGUCAUCCUUGGAGUGACAGCAGAGAAGUUCUUCUGCCCCAACUUGUCGGCCAUCUCCACCAACCUGAGGCUGUCUCACAACGUGGCAGGUGUCACCUUCCUGGCCUUUGGCAAUGGGGCACCCGAUGUCUUCAGUGCCGUGGUGGCCUUCUCCAACCCGCGGACGGCAGGGCUGGCCAUUGGGGCUGUCUUUGGUGCUGGUGUGUUCGUGACCACGGUGGUGGCUGGUGGCAUCGCCCUGGUCAAGCCCUUCACAGCCGCCUCCAGGCCCUUCCUUAGGGAUGUCAUCUUCUACAUGCUGGCAGUCUUCCUCACCUUCCUGGUGCUCUACUUCGGCAGGAUCACACUGGGAGAGGCUCUGGGGUACCUGGGGCUGUACAUCUUCUAUGUCCUCACCGUGGUGCUGUGCACGUGGAUUCACCGGUGGCAGCGGGGCGAUGGGCCGGGCCCUCCCGGAGCCUGGGAGCCAGGUAAGGCUCAUGCCAGCAGGACCCCUGCUGUGCUGGGGUCUCCAUCCACUGCUCCCUCCUCUCCUCUCCUCUUCCCCACAGAGAUGCCGACGGAUGCUGAAGAGCCGGAGUCCUCGGGCACAAACAGUGGGGACUAUGGUGAGGAGUACCGGCCCCUGCUGCCCUCACGGGAGCCCUCCCUGCGCAUCCUCACCACUGCCCUCAGCCCCCUGGACUGCCGCAAGUGGAGGAGGAAGCCCUGGUACUGGCGGCUCUUUAAGGUCCUCAAGGUGCCAGUGGAGCUGGUGCUGCUGCUCACCGUUCCCGUUGUGGACCCUGACAAGGAUGACCUGAACUGGAAGAGACCCCUCAACUGCCUGCACAUCGUCACCAGCCCCCUGCUCUGCAUCCUUACCCUCAAGUCGGGCACAUAUGGGCUGUACCAGAUCCAGGGCGUCUUCCCAGUCUGGGCACUGGUCACACUGGUUGGCUCUGUCCUGGCCAUCAUCAUCUUCAUCACCACAAGCAAUGAGGAGCCACCCAAGUACCACUGCGUAUUUGCCUUCCUUGGGUUUCUGGCCAGCGCCAUGUGGAUCAACGCCGCGGCCACGGAGCUGGUGAACAUCCUCCGGACCCUGGGCAUCAUCUUCCAGCUGAGCAACACCGUGCUGGGCCUGACACUGCUGGCCUGGGGCAACAGCAUCGGGGACACGUUCUCGGACCUCACCAUGGCACGGCAGGGCUACCCCCGCAUGGCCUUCUCUGCCUGCUUCGGGGGCAUCAUCUUCAACAUCCUGGUUGGUGUGGGACUCGGGUGCCUGCUGCAGAUGACCAGCAGCCAGCUGGUGGUGAAGCUGGAGCCCGACAGCCUCCUGGUGUGGGUGCUGGCUGGGGCCCUGGGGCUGAGCUUGGUCUUCUCCUUCGUGUGGGUGCCUGCGCAGUGCUUUCAGCUGGGCAAGGCCUAUGGCAUCUGCCUCAUCCUCUACUACCUGGCCUUCCUCUGCGUGGCCCUGCUCACCGAGUUCAGGGUGAUCCGGCUCUCCGCAGCGUGAGCAGCCCCGCUGCUGGCAGGAGAUGCGCAUCCAGCUUUGCUUCCUGGCUGGAUCACUGGGAAUCCUGUCCCCUCUCUCCAUCCCUGCCAGGGGGACCAAGGGCACCUCAAUCCCAACUGUGCCGCUGCAGGCAUCGCAUGCCAGCCCUCAGAAGCUGUUGGAAAGGAAGAGGAGCUGUGAAGUCAUUAGCUACGUCUUCUCCCUGCUCUGUUUAAGCUUGUUUAACUCAAGGUGGCUCUGAGCAGGUUAAGACCUUGGCUUCCACUGGCCUCAGUGGCAGAGGAGAAGCCAGCUCCAGCCCAUGGUCACAACAGGAGAGGUUUUACUUCUUCAGCCACUUCACUUUCCCUUCCCCAUCUCCAUCCUUGCUGCUCUGGGCCUGGGCAGUCCUGCUCCAUGGGGUAACACUGCAGGUCUGAGAACAACUUUGUCACUGCAAAGCACAUGAUGUGUUUGUGCCGCAGGUUUGAAAUAGCUGAGGCAGAGCGAGAUGGGGUUAAGGUCAGCCGAAGCUCCAGGGCAGUGCAAGCAAAGCUGGAGCAAAACCAAACCCAAGGAGCCUGGGUUCCCCUGUCUUUUUAAGCUGUGUUUUUCAACUUGAGUUUCAGAUCCUAAUUCCCUCCUCCUGGGGUGAGCAGAGCUGUAGGGAGGUUUCCACACACAGUGUUGGCCUUUAAGCACUGUAAACCACACCGAACUGCAAUAAAACCCCCAAACCC
Molecule: messenger RNA, 2748 nt
Organism: Pezoporus flaviventris
Lineage: Eukaryota; Metazoa; Chordata; Aves; Psittaciformes; Psittacidae
Gene: SLC8B1
Product: solute carrier family 8 member B1
Exons: 14
Coding region: 194-2029 (611 amino acids)
Biological process (GO): intracellular calcium ion homeostasis; calcium export from the mitochondrion
Cellular component (GO): membrane
Molecular function (GO): calcium:sodium antiporter activity
Source: RefSeq, a predicted model, not a curated record